GUUGCUCUUCACACCUCAAACCCACUCGACCCACGCGGUUCUUCUCUCCCCCCCCCCCCCCCCCCUCCCAGCUACGUUCUAAAACAUCGAAGAGCUGGACUCAGCUUACAAGUAUAUAUAUCUUUUUUUGCGGAUCCAGACAGGUUCAGUCCCAGCCUCUUUACUUUCCCAUCCCACACUGAGAAACCACACCGCACGCACCCAAGGAUCCGACACUAGCGGGUUGCUAUCCGAGAGUUACCAAGGUCACCAUGUCUGCAGAACCGUCUCGCCGCUUGAUGGAGCGCGGUGAGGCUCGGGAGGCCGCGAUUUCGAGGAUAACUAGCCAGGACGCCCACGACGAGUCGACGCACAGCUUCGCAUCCUACGAGGACGACCUGCCCGAGCUGCUCGUGAACGUCGACGAUGACUGCCUGAUCGAGGAAGCCACGGUGAUGGACGCUAAGGAGAUCACGAUCGAGACGCCGAUCGUCCCGGAGAAGAGCGCGCUGCGCAGGGCGAGGCUCCUGCGAAACCUCACGAUCGACACCACGGCCAAGCCGCGCACCGACCCCCACGACGUCUACCUCUCCUCGGAAGAGGACGCCUCGUCGUCCGCCGACGACUUUUCCGACUACGACUCCGACAGCGACGAGUCCGACGACGCCCCGGCGCGACGCAAGAGCCAGGAGGACACCGCGAGGGCGGUCUCGGUCGUGUUCGUGGGACGGCCCUGCGUCGUCGACCUGACGAGCGGCCGGCGGUCCGCCUCGCCCGUGCGGACACCGCGCGCGCGAUCGUCGUCGCCCGCGCUCCGCAGCGACUCGCUCAGCAGCCGGUCGAGCCGCCCACCCCGCGAGGGCAGCCCGUUCUCGACGCAGGAGAUGCCGCGCGAGAGCCCGGCCUUCCUCACGCAGGACCCGUUCGCGGGCGAGAGCUACAGCAAGCCGGAGCCGCCGUUCAAGACGACGGCGCCCGGCGGCCGCGGCGGCGGCAGCGCGGCGCACGCGCGCGCCCCGAUGCUGCCGUUCCGCCGCUUCCGCGGGUCGCUGAGCCUGGCGCGCAAGCGCAGCCGGCCGAACCUCAAGGCGGCGGCCUCGCGCGACAGCCUGCUGCUGGACCCGGCGGCGUCGGCGUCGACCUCGAGCCUGCACGCGCUGAGCUCGCCGAGCCCGCCCGGGGGGGAGGAGGAGGAGGAGCCGCCGCGGCGCAAGUCGAUGCACCGCCGGCCCGAGUCCGCCGUCGCCUCCGCCUUCCCCGACCUCCCCGUCACCUACCACGACAUCAUGGCGUCCGCGAGGCGCAACGCCGGCGCCCACCUGCUCACGAAGCGGCCCACGAGCCCCACCACCCCCAAGAGGGGCAUCCUCAGCGGCCUCCACAUGAACCGCCGGCGGAGCCUGCUGCUCAAGCCGUGAAUUCGGAGCACGCGCACGCUCUCCAACUAGCUACUGUUAUGGAUUUUAUCCCUUUUCUUUGCUGCUCUCUCAGUCUCCUCUUUUUUUCCCUUUCCUAGUCUCUCGCUUUCCUAUCUUUUUUUAUACUCUCGUUACUACUACUAUUACAACUACUACCUAAUUGCAUGGACGGCGUUACGAGAAUAUGUGGAGCUCGGGUUCCGGACAGGGGGGCAGGGGCAGGGGGUGAAGAAAGAGGGAGGGGAGGGUAAGGCCACUGUCACGAUUCUGUUUUUUUUCUUAGCCUCUACUUCGUCCCCUACCGCACGACUACGGAUGCGAGGGGAAGCGCUUUACAGUACCAGGUUUACUGCUGGGAACGCUAUAUACGAUUUUCCUGUACUUUUUAAUCUAUAUUCUGGAUGGUGGCCCGGGCAACAUGGAGGAGGAGGUGGAGGCGGGGUAGACCAGAGAAGGGUGAAGAAGAAACGGAAGUGUGUGGUUGAGACCUUAGGAGGACGUAUCUCUCCAUAUCUCUCUGUCUCUGUGUCUCUGCAUGGCUAUCUCUUCCCGAUGGGGGGCGCGGAAGAGGGAUUUCGAAGCAGGUAGCAAAAAUAGGCUGGCGAAGAGGAUCUCUUUUUUUGCAUGCAUGCGGGUGGUUCGAAUGAUGAUUGAUUGAUCGGCGCUGCUGGCUCUACUAUAGCACAAGAGGCUAGACGACGAAAUGAUACCACGCUACUAUA
Molecule: messenger RNA, 2119 nt
Organism: Durotheca rogersii
Lineage: Eukaryota; Fungi; Ascomycota; Sordariomycetes; Xylariales; Xylariaceae
Exons: 1
Coding region: 252-1397 (381 amino acids)
Source: RefSeq, a predicted model, not a curated record